Helobdella robusta is the source of this 4290-nucleotide messenger RNA. RefSeq lists its product as hypothetical. The transcript has 19 exons. The coding region runs from base 1 to 4290 and encodes 1429 amino acids. The record is from RefSeq and is a predicted model, not a curated record. NCBI's taxonomy places the organism in Eukaryota, Metazoa, Annelida, Clitellata, Rhynchobdellida, Glossiphoniidae.
AUGGACAAACAAAAUCUUAAUUCACAGUCAGAGCCAACUACUUCGUUAUCCUUACCUCUGAUUUCGGUUUCCAAAAUGACUACUUCAAUUCCCAGAAUAAAUAUUCCUCCGCCAGCCUCAAUCACCUUGUCUUCAACUCCACAAGCUCUCCUCACAGCUUCUCCAUCAUUGUUAACAUCUUCACUGGCUGCAUCUUCAUCGUCAUCAUCAUCAUUCACAGUUCAUUAUCCAAAGUUGAUUACUUCAUCUACUGACACAAACUUCCAAGGUGGAAAGAUUGUGCAUCAUCUUGGACAUGGAACAACUUUGAUGUCAAAAGGGAAGUUGAGAGACAUGCAGCCUGUGAAGAUAGAAGUUAACCUGACUGCUGACAUCAAGCAGGAGAGACGAGACGAUGUGCUGCCAGGACCGUCAUCGAGAGGUGAUGAAUCUAGCAGCACAUAUCAGCAACCGCUGAAGAAGAUGAAGAUUGAGUUGAAAGAGUCAGGUGUGUGGGAAGCCAAAAUGAACUCAAAUGAUAUCAUCCUGCCCAUCGCCAUUUCAACAAACAACAACAACAACAUUAACAACAACGAUGAUGACGACGACAACGACGAUGGGGAAGGCGAAGGUCCAAUCGAUUACAAGUCGCGAUGGAUAGCUCUCAUCGAAGAUCAGAUGCAGGAAGCCGUCAAGUAUUUCAAGUUUUACAUCUCCGAGUUGUUCUUUCUUGAGGGGGGGAAUGAUUUCAUCGAUUAUUUCAUCUGGGUGAAAAAACACAACCCGUCUUACUACGAGUUCCUCAGUCGGAUGGCCAUCGAGCAUAAUGUUGACAUUGAACUGGUUCAAAGUGAUGAGACAAAAGGAGUAGCAACAAGCAGUGGAGUUAUGCCCACCAUCACCCCUGUUGCCAUCUCCAAGACUUUGCCUCCAGCUAUCACUGAACUGCUGAAGCAACAACAAAACAACAACAACGUUAACAACAACAACAAUACAAGUGCAGACGGUCAGACUAAAAGGCACAUAAGUGGUUUUCAUAGUGUUGUCUAUGGCCCUCUCUACUUAACCAAUAAAUGCACAAGUUUCUCUGGACCUCUCGUCCCAGGUGGCAUGCCACUGAGCACGACAGCAGCAACCACAACAAUCGGCUCACCUUCCUCAUUCACAUCUCUCUUCAACUUUGAUAAUUCUGUCAUCAAUGGCGACAAGAUCGUUACUACCUCAACUACAUCGACGCUCAUGUCGGCAGCUGUUAAAAUAAAACCCGCCUCUGUAACUAAUGCUAAGCAGGUGGCUAUGAUGGAGUCGCCAUCAUCAUUUGUUGGCAAUAUCAACAGCAACAGCAGUUACCAUGACAACCAACCUAAGAUCAACGCAUUAGCAGUUACAAGUUAUGCUCAAACCAAACUUAAAGACGUUAAAGUCGCCUCUACAAUAGCUACAGCUGCAGCGGUAUCAUCACCCCUGCUUGCAGCUACAACAAAUGCCACAUCAGAGGCAGCUAUUGUAGAACUGGCAAAACAGGAAGCCAAGGUGAUGUACCGCAUAGCAGAACUGCGUCGUCAGGGUCUGUGGUCACUGAGGAGACUGCCCAAGGUUAUGGAGACUCAGAGGUCAAAGUCCCACUGGGACAUGCUGCUCAGUGAGAUGCAGUGGAUGGCUGUGGAUUUUGCACAGGAAAGAAGGUGGAAGUUGGCAUCAUCUGCCAUGCUUUCUACAAAUGUAGUGAAGAACAACGGAAUGAAGAGGAGAAUGGAGCAGAAAGUGCAAGAAGAGACUAGAAAAAGAAAGCUAGCCAGAAGAGUUGGAUCUAUUGUGAAUGAUUUUUGGAAGGAUAAUUUGGAGACUUAUCUGUAUAGGACCCACAAAUGCGUUGAUGAGACUAGUGAUCAGCUACUGGAAUACAUCUUCAACGAGGCAGCCAGACCGACUCACAAGAAUCUCGUCUCCAACAUCGACCCUAACAUGGCGGCGGCAUUCUCUGAUUCAGAAGAUUCGAAUUUUGAACUGGAGUUGAAUGACCUGCUGACACAAGCAAAGAAACCUAUAGAAGAAGUGAUAGAUGAGAAUUAUAACGGCUACCAGUUGAACGAUGCAACUUUUCCUUCCUUCAUGCACGGCGAUGAUGAUUACGAUCGUCAGAUCGAUGGUGAUGAUUAUGAUUCUCACGUUGUUGGUAAUGAUGACGAUGAUUACGACUACUAUCCUGAGGAUUUUGAUUCCAACUAUCUUCCUGGGGAUGAGUCUGACGACGCUGAAGAUGACAGCAGUUUACCUGCUGGGGAGGAAGUUGAUAGCGCUGUGUCAAUUAAAGAAGAAAAGAUUGCAUUUGAGACGAUUGAAGAUUUCAUCUCUUCUUGUCAUUCUUUCACUUCAUCAUUUUCAUCGACAUCAACAUCGCCUAAAUCAUCACAGCCCCAACAACUACUCACACCACCUUCCUUAUUUUCGUCAUCACUCGUCACACUGAAUCCGCCCCAAAGCAAAAAGUUGCAUGAAAUAUUCGAACGCUGGUUGUCGUGGAUUCCACACCUGGAAAUGCAAUCCAGAUGUCAUCAGCGUGGAAACACUCGUUUAGAUGAUGUGGAAUGCAUAACACCUGUAGUACAUCACCUGGCCCAGCUGGCUUUCAACAAUUGUGAUUGGGGUUGUCAUCUGGUUAUCGUUCAGGAGCGCAAACAUCUCUAUACAUGGAAGAAUUUAUUCUGGAAGUUGUUUCCAGGAUUGGAUGUGGCUGUGGUUAUUGGUGGAGAGGAACGUAGCGGUAAGGAGGAAUAUGAUGAUAAGGAAGCUGAAGUUAUGGUUGAUGAUAAUACGAGGAAUGCCAGAAGAACUAAAAAAAUUUUUAAGAAAUUAUCAAAGUCUGUCAAUGUCUGCCUGGCAACUGCUGCCACUGUGAUGAAUAACUUGGAAACUGUUCAGUCCAUUCAGUGGAGAACUCUAGUACUUUACAAGAUUGCUGAUUCACAUUCGUAUGCAUCUCUGGCCCCUCUUAACUGCCGACAUCUUAUCGUUCAUUUCGAUCCAGUUUCAUUAUCGUCGCUGCUUACCUCCUCGGACAUCAUCGUUACAUCGUUACCAUCGCUGCUGUCAUCACUGACGUCAUCAUCGUCGUCGUCGUCGUCUUCAGUUCUGGCAUCAUUGUCACUGGAUAUGAAACGGUUUCUUAUUUCGCUCGCUAAACUCUGCCUGCCUUCCAAUCUAAAGGCAGCACUGCAGGGAAUCAGAGGUGCUGAUGGAAAAAGUGGGAAGGAUGACGCUGCAAGUGGUGAGGAUGUUAGUGAUGACGACGAUGAAGAGAGCAAUGAUCAGCUGAAUCUUAUAACUGCUGCUAAGGUAUUGUUACCAUUGAUGGGAGAGCAGCAGAUCACUGAAGGUCAUGUCACUGAAGGUCAUGAUGCUGAAGGUCACUCGUCUGUCACACUCUAUGAUGUGUCCACGUGUUUGUCUAGCAAGCAAAUUCGGAAGAUACAAAAACUUGAAGAUGGCAAGAGGUCAAGUUUGAGUUACCUGUACGAGCUGCAGAGCAUCUGUGCUCACCUGGAUGACGAUUGUGUUGACGACGGUUGUGUCCUCAUCAAGGAUUCCUUGACUCUACCUCAUUUUAAGAGUUUACAGUGUAAAUUACCUCAGAGAGGCGGGGUGCAGACAGGCGCUCUUCAGAGAUUGCUUAAUAUAACCUCCAGAGAGUAUCCAGACAAACGACCGACGAUGAAAAUGAGCUGUUCAGUUGAGGAGCUGAGUGAAACUGGUGAGAAGAGCAAGAGUUGCAAGAGCAGCAUUAGCAAGGAAGAUGACUUUGUUGUUCAUGAUCACCACAGUGCAUUUAUUAAUAGUAAUAACAGCAACAAUGGCUUUGUCGGUAGUAACGUAAGUGGAGUUAGUACAAGUUGUACUGCGUAUUCUGAUGACCGCCUAGUACCGAUAUAUGGUGCAGAACUCACAAAAUGUGUUCUAGAUGUUUCUCCCAAAACUAUAGGCAGGUCAUUAAGAGACAUGUGUCAAGCUGUUUCGAUGAUAUUAAAUGGCAAAGAUAAACUUAAUGCUAAGGAUAGUAUGGGUAAUGUUAAAGAUAACAACAAGGAGGAAAUUUUGAAGUGUUGCAGUAUUGUAGAGAACACAUUGGCUAUGCUGAAAAGUUAUGAAAAGUCUAAAAUAUCACCUAAAUAUUCACUCAUUAAUAAUCUCGAUGGUGCCGCUGCUGCUGAUGAUGAUGAUGAGGAGCGAGAGGAAGAUGAUGGUCAAUCUGGAGUCAUGACUGAACUGACCAGCGUUGGUCUCAAUAUUGUGCACGAUAUACUUCAGAGGUGA